AUGGGCUUUGGUGGGUUUGGCUGCAGCGUCCAGGGAGGCGUGUGUUUUACGACUGCCACUGAGGGGUAUAGCGCCUUUAUGAAUCCGGGCAGCAAACACAGCAGAAACAGCGUGCUCAACCCUGUGCCGGCAAUGCGAUGCUGUGCAGCUGAAGGCUCAUUGAACUUGAUAUCAGCAUUCUCUGCAAGAGGCUGUCGUCGGAGCGAUGAGUUUUUCUCACCGCCUUUGCGCGCUACAGCGGUAGAGGAAACGUGUACUCCCCAAACCUCUGCUGCCGCCUUUCUAUGCAAGGGUGUACCUUCUCUGUCACGGAGAUGCUGCCGACAGACACUUCCUACUUCCUCUCUUCCUCUCUCUCUGCUUUCAGAGGGCGAGAUACGAUAG
Molecule: messenger RNA, 384 nt
Organism: Trypanosoma rangeli
Lineage: Eukaryota; Euglenozoa; Kinetoplastea; Trypanosomatida; Trypanosomatidae
Exons: 1
Coding region: 1-384 (127 amino acids)
Source: RefSeq, a predicted model, not a curated record